GGAAAAUAAGCGAAUCAAAACAAAAAGUGUAAAAAACUCUUAACAUUCCAUGGCUCGAAUAAAAAGAAUUUAAAUACAAGUUGACAUAAAAAUCAAUUCAUUUGAUAAGCAGGAACAAAGAAAUCGUCAUAUUAAAUUGAUGACGAAAUACUUAUUAGAAGAGAACGUGUCCAUUAACUUGAUGAUUUAUCUAGUGAUGACUUAGUGGGCAAAGUGCAUAGAUCUGUAUCAAUCGGACAGACUUUCGCAGCACCUCUCAGUCAGACAUAAAACCCAAAGAAUUUAUGUUUAUCCCCUAGAUAUUCAAAGCCGUAAUGUCGGAGGAGAAGGAAUUCCUGGAAGCCUAUGCCGGCAUCAAAGAAGCCUACAAAGCGGCGAUGACCCAGGUUGAGGUGGCCGUCAGCCAUGAGGAGCAGGAAUCCCAGGGACAGGCCAUCGAGGCCUAUGAGUUGGCCCUAAAUAUGAUAGAAGACACUUUCGGCAUUCCCGUAGGUCUUCCGGAUGAGAUUGAUGCCGUGCAGACCGAGUGGAACGAUGCCUGUGCGCUUAUACAAAAACUCAAGAGCGCAAAGACGGAAGUCAGCUACCAUCUAAAGGUUUUGCGAUCCCAGAACCAACCCAUUGAUGACACAGCCCUGGAGGCCAGAGAGGAAAAUCGAACGGAAGUGGAUGCAAAGAAACCUUUGCUGGCGGAGAACCCUUCCACGCAUUACGACAUAGCCAAUGCUAGCGGAACACCAAAAACUUACAGAGAGCUAGCUGCAGGAUUGAGGGAGCUUUUGGCGGUUCGGGAUUCCCAUGCCUUGCUGGAUGAGCUCUUCAGUGCCCAGGUGAAAAUCUACCGAAUUGAAGCCAGCGGAACUGUUACAUCUAUAGGUGGGGCGUCCACUAUGUCGCUGGUUAUGUGCACCGUGGGUGGUGAGUGGAAGUACCUCAGUGGCAUCUACUUCAUCCAAUGCUCCAUGCCGAAUGAAGAGACCGGAAUGAUUUGGCUCUACCCUCUGGUUCCCUCGAUCACCAACUGUUAUCGCACAGAGUAUGGAGCCUUCAUCUUCCCUGACAUGGAGUGCCAGCAACCGGGAAAUGCAUUUGGUUUAAUGCUGACGAAGGAGGGCCAGCCUUCGCUGAGAACGGAGGAAGAUUUGCAGGACCUCCAACAGUUCUUCCUCGACCUAUUAGAGGCUGUACUGGCUGGUACGGUGGAGCAGUUGAAAUCUCCGACCUCCCAACGUGCUGGUUUUGCUUCAGAUUCCGCUUCCGGUUCGGAGCAGGUGUCCAGACACAUUGUGGGUGCGGCCGAUUUCAUUGCUCGAAAUCUGGUGAAGGGCGCCGAGAAGACGGGAGGCCUCAUGCUCAGGAGUACCCCGUAUCUUAUUUCCAAGAUGACGCCAGCCGCCACCGAUGCUCCCACCCAAGUGCCCAGCUCUGUCCAGACUUCAGUUGAAGUGGCUCAGAAGGUGACGCAUGCGGCAGCCGGAAUGACUGGUUGGAUAGCUGGAAAGGUGGGCACUGCUUCGAUGGCAGUGGGUCGCUACCUGGCGCCUCACAUCCAGGAGCAGGGCUCCAAGCUGCUGCAGAAAGGAUUCGGCUACGACAGCAGUGAGGCGAAUAGCACUAUGGAGGGAGCCUUCACCAUCGCAGCCGGAGCCGUCGAAGGUGUCAGCACCGUAUUCGAUGGCCUUGAGACAUCGGCCAAGAUCCUCGGUUGCAGCCUGAGCCAAAACUCCGUCAAGAUAAUUGAACACAAAUAUGGACAGCCGGCGGGAAAUCUGGCCAGUGGCACCUUCGACACGGUGGGAAACGUUUUUGUGGUUAGCCAGAACGUAAACUACAUUACUCCCAAGGGGAUCGCCAAGAAAAUGGUCAAACGUACAGGAGAAGCCGUGGUUAGCGACUACAAACGGGACUUGCGUAGAUCGGAAUCUCACUAUAUAAAUGCAGGAGCACUCUAUCCGGAUUUACGGGCUUUAAAGGAAUGAGGGCCGAAACCAAAGAUAUAAUUCAUAUAUUGUAAUCGUCGAUACUGACAUGAUAUAUAUAUAUGCCACUUGUAGCUUUUUUAGGGGUUCCUUAAAGAAAAUCUCAUAUUUUAAUUUUGUUAUAUAUACCUAAAACGGUUACUCUUAUGAUAAAACCAAUUGUUGUGUGAUUUCUUUACGAAUUCAGAAAUGAUUUAUUAUUUGUCAGAUAAAGAUAUUAAAUAAAAAAAUUAAUUUUUUCAAGA
This is a messenger RNA of Drosophila rhopaloa, 2224 nucleotides long. RefSeq names its product protein spartin. Gene Ontology annotation, biological process: negative regulation of BMP signaling pathway; cell division. NCBI's taxonomy places the organism in Eukaryota, Metazoa, Arthropoda, Insecta, Diptera, Drosophilidae. The record is from RefSeq and is a predicted model, not a curated record. The coding region runs from base 315 to 1979 and encodes 554 amino acids. The transcript has 4 exons. Gene Ontology annotation, cellular component: plasma membrane.